Molecule: messenger RNA, 441 nt
Organism: Chenopodium quinoa (quinoa)
Lineage: Eukaryota; Viridiplantae; Streptophyta; Magnoliopsida; Caryophyllales; Amaranthaceae
Product: pathogenesis-related protein PR-1 type-like
Exons: 1
Coding region: 1-441 (146 amino acids)
Cellular component (GO): extracellular region
Source: RefSeq, a predicted model, not a curated record
AUGACUCAUAUAUGCUGGGCCUCAUCCCUAUUUGAUUGGAAACUUCAAUAUCUUGCACCAACCAAUGCUGCCCGUCUCGCGGCAUUGCAACCCCCUUUAGUUUGGAACGAGACUCUUGCAACCUUUACUAGAUCGUAUGCUAAAGAGAGGGCUGUAGAUUGCAAAUUGCAACACUCAAACAACCCAAAAUAUGGUGAGAAUAUUGCAAUGAGUCCUGGAGAAUUAAGCCCAACUGAAGCCGUGGAUUUGUUGGCCGGUGAAAAGCCUAAUUAUGAUUAUGGCUCUAAUAAUUGCAAAGAAAUGUGCGGGCAUUACACACAAAUUGUUUGGAAAGAUACACAAAGUGUUGGGUGUGCCAAAGAAAGGUGUCAAAAUGGAGGCACUUUUAUUACUUGCAAUUAUUAUCCUCCAGGAAAUGUUAUAGGGGAAAGACCUUUUUAA